AAACUCACUCGGUCUUAUCCAUCACACAAAGGGUCCAGUCUUCUUUCAGUCGACACCACAAUCUGUCUAUCUAUACUUGACCUCGCCUGGUCACUGCACAUUUCAGUUCAGGGGUGCGAGCAGGCGUCUGCAUUCUGCUCCUACCUCCUCCUACUCGUACUUCUACUCAUACUUAUAUCUGCUCCGAGCCAUCCCUCUCCCACCAAAACAAACCCGCGCCCUCUGGCCUACCUUCAUUACAUCACAUAGCACACUACUUGGUCGAGAUCCGAUUGUACAUCUGUCCGUCUGUUCCAUUGUCCCACCUUGACAUCGCCGCCAUGUCCAACGACCGAGACCACAGCCCAACCUCGACCGGCCCACGUGAACGCCGGGGAUCUGUCACCACAGCUGCCUUCUCGAGCCUCUUUCAGCGUAGCAACUCGAGCUCGGCCGGAUCCAACGGUGUUCAACCUCUCAACUCAUCCGCCGCAGCUAGAGAUCCCCACCGGCGCCUUUCCGUCACUACCCUGGGUCUCUCGGGCGCUGCAGGUCCAGCCUCGGCCACGGGAGCUUUUGGUGGAAUCCGACGAGGAAGUAUUUCCACCAACAACUCGGACUCCAUCGAUGAGAACGCUAUUGAUGACGAUGAGCCAUCUGCACGCACAGCCCCUACCACCCCGUUCGUCCGACGCAUGAGUUUUGGUGCCAACGCACUGCGUUCCGUACGAUCUCCGCCAGCAGGUACCAGCCCUGGCUCUUCUGACCAAGGCUUCAAUUGGUCCGAGCAGCUUAGAUCCCGCGCCGAAAGCAGCGUAUCGGGCAUGCGCCCAUCCUUCAGCGGCUUGUCCGCUGCCGGUUCUCCUCCACGACCAGGAAUUGCUUAUCACGAUCGCGCCAAGUCCGUCUCCGAAAUGCCCGCGCCCCCUCAACAAGCUGCCGCCAUAAAGCCUAAACAGCCAGAGCAACGCAAACCCGACGCCAUGCAGGAGCGUAUCCUCAAGGGUGACUUUUACAUGGACUGAAUGUACCAAAUGUCCGGUUCGACUUUUGCAGGCAACUGAAAAAAGAAAUGAAAUGAAAAAAAGAAACCCAUUGCAGCUCCAGACAUCAGCUUGGCCAGGCGGCAAAACAACAUGACAUAUUACUGUUUGUAGCGGCCAGUUCACAGCCCUUCCGGGGAAGA
Truncatella angustata is the source of this 1165-nucleotide messenger RNA. RefSeq lists its product as uncharacterized. Lineage: Eukaryota; Fungi; Ascomycota; Sordariomycetes; Amphisphaeriales; Sporocadaceae. The transcript is spliced from 2 exons. The record is from RefSeq and is a predicted model, not a curated record. The coding region runs from base 321 to 1004 and encodes 227 amino acids.